Colletotrichum higginsianum IMI 349063 is the source of this 939-nucleotide messenger RNA. RefSeq lists its product as uncharacterized. Lineage: Eukaryota; Fungi; Ascomycota; Sordariomycetes; Glomerellales; Glomerellaceae. The transcript has 2 exons. The record is from RefSeq and is a predicted model, not a curated record. Bases 1 to 939 code for a protein of 312 amino acids.
AUGGAGGUAGAGCAGCGCGAGAUCCAUGACACCAUCCAGAAGCGUCUUCAACAACCCAGCCCGCACCUGGACAAGUCCCUGCUGCACCUUGCCGUCUUCUUCUGUCUGCUGCAGGCACGUACCGGAACAGUCCGAGAGCUGGUCUAUUCCUGGCUAACCUCGACACAGAUGAUGAGCAGUCGGGGACCCGAGACCAUCCUAAGGGCCUUGGGAGUGCUCGACCAGGUUGCUCGUCUCGUUGUGCAACCUCGCGGGGCCCGCGGGUUCUCGACACGGGUUGACAAGUCCUUGCUGCUGCUCUUCCGGGUCCUUGAAGGGCUGGGCUGCCUUAUGCGCGACUCCAGCAGCGUGUUUACGGAAGCCCAAUGGAACAAGACGCUGGUAGAUUUCAAGAAGCUGAAGAGCGAGGUGGCGGCAGUUGACGCGCACAAAAUUAUACAGCAGGCGUCGGAACUGCUCGAGUCUCUUCAGGAGCUUGAAGAUGCCGUGAAGGAGAUCAAGAGUAUCUACGACACUUCCUACGACAUGUUUAUGUCUACCAGUCUCAACUUCAAGAUAUCCACCCUUCGGUUGUUUGCCCACCCUCUAUGGCAAAACGCCUCGGUUUCCAAGCAGGCCCUCCACGAAUCGGACAUCCUGGAAUAUGCCCACUCCAAUUUGGAACACCUCGAGAAAAGAAUGCCGCAUGCGGGCGUCGAGGCCUUCAUAUACAUCGACCAGCUUUUGGUCAUUGGCCUGGAGAUGCGGCACUCUCUCGACAGACUCCGCGUCAUAUCGCUGUUGGACACGGUCAAAAGCAGAGGGUUUGGUUUUGCCGAAGUCUACAUCGAAGAUUUGCAGCUGGCCUGGAAAGCCGUUCCCUCGUCCCGUUCGCCAACGUCAGGACUAAAUGCGGUACCCAGUCCUCAACAGCAAAGAAACGAUUGCGGGGAGAGCUAA